Molecule: messenger RNA, 10035 nt
Organism: Vollenhovia emeryi
Lineage: Eukaryota; Metazoa; Arthropoda; Insecta; Hymenoptera; Formicidae
Exons: 11
Coding region: 544-8019 (2491 amino acids)
Source: RefSeq, a predicted model, not a curated record
UUGUCUUUUUCUCUCAUGCGCUCACGUACACUUGAAGAAUUUCGAGUAUAAUUUGCGAGAAUUGUUAGCCAAAGUAAGCCCCCGCGUACUCGCAUGCCCACCAGAGAGAACAGUGCCCUUCUGUGGCUUUAAACUUAGUACCGCUGUCUUUCUCGCAGCUCGCCGUUUCCAAUUACGUACUUGGAACGGGAGGGGCUGAGGGGGUGAGGGGAGGAAGCAGAGAGGGACGAGGACGGAGAGGAUCGCCCGGCGAACGAGAGAACGGAGGAUGCUGGGAUGCCGUGAGACCGUUCGUCGAAGCAACACCCGAGAUCGUAGCGGAGCGAGCAGUCAACGCCACAUCGCCAUCUGCCUGGGACUCUGCGAGGUUCCCUGAGCCAUUCUCAUAAUCAUCACCACAACCACCAUCCCCACAGACAUGAACUACCACCGUCGACGUACCUCACACCCCCACCGCCACCAGCGUCGAGUUACAUCACGGUGCAGCGCGGCUGCGCUCUGCAUUCGAGGCUCGACCAGCCGGUGACCAGCUCUACGCCCGGAAUGGACAACAAAAAGAUUGUCCAGUCGAGCACGCCGCCCGCCGUACCUGUACAGGUACGUAGCAAACACGAUGGCUCGGGGGUGGCGGCUUCCGUGUCGGGGGUGCGCAGACGGAGCGGCCCUCAAGGGGGUCUGCGUUCGCCCGCCGCGAAAAGGCCCCUCUCCGCACCCGUUGCACUGCAGGGGUGGCUGCAUAAACAGGGCUCGGAGGGUCUUAUGCUAUGGAAGAAGCGUUGGUUCGUCCUCUCCGAGUACUGCCUCUUUUAUUACAAGGGCCCGGAGGAGGAGAAACUGCUAGGUUCGAUAUUACUACCUUCGUACAGAGUUACCGUCUGCAAACCCGAGGACAAAGUCAACAAGAAGUUCGCCUUCAAGGCCGAACACGCGAACAUGAGGACUUACCACUUCGCGGCUGACAGUCGGGAGAGUAUGAACCAGUGGGUGAACGCUCUGACUCUGGCGACGCUUUUGCAAGAUCCCAGCCCUGCGGGCGAGGCCGCGGUAGUCAUAGAGAUAGCGCAGGAUGGCGAACGAAGCGCCCGGCCUAGCGUCUCAUCGAUCUCGUCGAUCCUGAAUCAGAGCGCCGACGACAGCGAUUCCGGCUUCCAUGGCUUCCAGUCGCGCGACGACCCCAGCCAUGCCUCCAAUAACAACUCCAGCCCGAAUAGCGCCAACACUGCCUCCUUCCCGAACCUCAGCAGUAACAGCAACGGCAAUUCCAACAACAAUCACGCUAGCGACUCGAGUCACCCGAUGAUGAACGGUUGGGUGCAGCAGUCGUCGCAGUACGGCCAGCCCGGUACCUCCCAGCCGCAGCCGCAGCAGCAGCAGCAACAGCACCAGCAAUACGGGCACUUGCUGCCGUCGCAGCAACUGCAACCGGGCCAUUCGCAUCAGCAUCAGGCGUUGCUUCAUCAUCACAUGCCGCAUCAGAAUGCACUCCCGACCCAGUCAUCGCAUCCGCACAAGAUCAUGGUCCAACAGUCACCGCAACAGCAACAACAGCAGCAACAACAGCAGCAACAGCCCCAGCAGCUGUCGCACCCCGGCUCGGGCAGCGUUCAGACGAUGCAGCCUAUGCCUCGGACAAAAUUCGGACAGCCGAUUUACGCGAACGCACCGCCGAAGCCUAGAAGACUGACGGAUGGCUCUAACGAGUACUCGACGCCGUCGCCGGAUAUGGAUUACCGGAAAAGCCCGGUGUCGCCGGACGUCACGGUGACGAGCAAGAGCCCGAUGUCCGAUUACGAGAGGAGCAACACGAUUUACGGCACGCGGAUGAGUCAACCGUCGCAGCAGAGUCUGCGAAUCGACAAAUCGGGCCUCAAUUACUACGGUCAGAUCGCUCAGCCGACGGAGAGGAGGACCCCGGACACGUACGGUCGCAGCGCGAAGCCGAGGACCAGCAGCAGGGGCAACGGCGACUACGAGGAGGUCUACGGCACGCCGCAACUUUACCAGAGACCCGCGGGACCAGUGGGCUACACCAAGGGCGCGUCGCCGGCGCCCAUUCCCAUUCCCGUGUACGCGCAACAACAGCUUCUGCAGCAGCUCCACUCGCCCCUCACGCCGCCGAACAGCGUUUGUGAUUUAGCUUCUUUAGUGGCGAUGGUAAGGCAAUCUAGAACUCAGCCGCCGCCGCGACCGCACAGCGCGGACUUUCUCGAGUACGAGGCAGCGAGGCGACCCCAGCAGCAACCCACGCAAUGCGAGAGACCCCCGGAUCAACAGAGAUGUCCGCAGAGGCCUAAAUCCAGCUUAGACAUAAUGAAUCCGUCAGACGCGACCAAUGACGGUUACUUCUAUUCCGAGGAAAGAUACGCGGCGCAGAUGCGGCAGUCCGCGGUGUAUUUGCACCAGACCCCUCAACAUUAUCAACAGCAGAGGAAUCAGUCCCUAUCGCGCGUCACGAUGCAGCCGAAGCUACCGGGUAUUCGCGACAAAACCGAUGAAAGUAGAAUAUCCACAUUGCCGGAUUCAACUUGUCCCGCUCUGAGACGCGCGCAGCGGGAUCACGUACAUCAGCAGCACACGUUGCCCGCACAGUCGCUGACGCAGAGACAUUCCGAGAUAAUGGGCGUCGAUCCGAAGCUCCGAAGAUCUUUGCGCGAGAAAAGCUGCGAGGCGAAUGGCCGCGAGACGCUGACACACGGCGAGGACAACACGAUCCCUCGUAGAAUACCGCGCGGCGAGUACGACGGGUGGGGAAGAGCGGGUCACGGCGCCCACGGGACCCACAUCGUUCAGACGUGUCACGCUGGUCACGCAGGUGCCAGCAGACGAUGGAGCGAGCAGCAGCAGUUCUGCAGAUCAGCGUCGGCGCGUCUGCCAAGGACACGUCACCCCGCCGCCUUUGAUCCCGACGACGACGACUACGCCGAGAGGUCCUCCGAGCAGGAUUCGCGAGAUGGUGAACGCAAGAUUCAGCAGCGCGAAGAGUCAAUGAAGCGGCUGCUAGAAUGGAAGCAGCGUAUGCUGCAAUCUCCGUUGACACGAAAGCCAUCCGGCUCGGCCAAUCGGGGCAGGACGCAAAAUGAUCUUUCGAGUUACUACAAGCAACAGGCGCUGCUGGAUUUGGCAGCGCACGAGGCCGCCGUGGCGGAGGGUCGUCACUCCCGGCGGCGGGAGGACGGGCAUCGUUCGCAUGUCAGAAGCAAGAGUUCGGACGGCCGUCGGACCGCCGUCAACGUGCCACGCUACAACAGCUAUUCCAGCGAUGACGAAGAGCUGGGAGAUGUCCGGAGGAAGCGCUCGCGCAGACCCUCGCAUGCAGGAAGGAGCCCCCGGCACGCCGGCGACGAUCGGUCAUCGGCGACGUCGGCCGUUCAGGAUGUCACGGUACCCGGGACCGGCCGCACGAGCGUUACUCAGAUUCCACAGUCGCAAACCCUUAAUGCUCGCAAAGCGAACCCGGGGGGCGCGCUCUCCUCUCUGGGUGGCAUACCGCCAGACGCGGGUUACGACGAGGUCAGCUUUCCGCCGAUGAUGAGAAACGAUUACGCAUACGCAUCGUCCUCGGCGGAUAGGCAAUCGUCAUCCAGAAGAUCGGAUCCCGAGGCCAGCUUCGAAGACCCCGCGAUCAGGCACAAGAACACCCCGAAGAAGCCGUUAGGUAUCUUGAAGACGUCGACUGCUUACGGUUUCGAUCAGCAGAAGUACGACGGGCAACAAGCUGGCAAGAUCGAGGGCAACAGGUCCGAUAAUUUGUGCGUUUAUCGGACCAACGAGUCCUGGCAUGUUCAGAAGAACGUACAGUGGGAUUCCAAAGACGAUAACGACGAAUGGGAUCCCGGCAUCGAUGAGAGCAAAGUUAUAAAGGAGUUCUCUUAUCAGUACAUUAACCCUAAGAAAGUGCCGGUGCCAUCGAAAGUGGAAGACGAAAGCGAGAGAUUCGAGACUAUGAACCUGGUGCAAUGCAGAAUCAGGUCUUUCGAGAUGAACAUGGAUGGCGCUAGUCCGGUGAAGGAGGUUCUGACUAUGCAGGAGCCACUGAAGGUAUCGCCACUGCAGGCAACCGAGGCUCACGUCUCGAAGCUCGACUGCGCGAACAAAACCUCGUCCGUUAUACGUAGCUUUGCUCUGGGCGAUCCGAAUAUUUCGGAGAACGCUUCCAAACACAAGACCGCGGAAGAGGGACACGCUAAGCAAGCUUCGACCGACAGUAACAAGUCCGUGAAAGACCUCCUGGCGGACUUCGAGCGGAAGUCACAAGUUAAUCGGCCGAGAUCCGAGAAGCGGCAAGAAUCGAAGCAUCGCGGAGAUUACGGUGAUAAUGAAACGUUACGUUAUGACAUUGCGAGUAAUUUGGACCGUCGGGAUAGAGACGAUGAGACGGAAAAACUCGUCGAUAAUAACGAAGCUAUCGCGCAACGUUUCGCUCUAGACACUCUCUAUGCAGGUGCUAUGCAAAUGCAAAAUUUCGAUGGAUCUCUGAAGCAGAGCAAAAUGAGCAAUUCAAAGGAGAGUCUGACAGACCAAUGCGUGCCAUCAACUGAUUUAAGUGUUAUCCCGAGUCCUAAUUGUGCCAGAACGAGUGUGACUGAAUCUUUAUUAACGCACAGCGAUCCGUUCUCCGCUGAUAACGAUCUCAUUAAUUCUGUUUUAAAGCAGGAUGACAUUAACACCGAAGAUCAUUAUCUUCCCAUGUCCCCCCGAAAAGCUAUACUGGAUCCUAACAGCGACGACAGACCGAACCCUAAGAUGAUGGAGAGUCUAUUCGCCAGUCUACAGCCCGAGGAAAGCUCGUACGUGGAGAUGGCGCAGAAUGGGAUGAAUCGCUCUCUUUUGGCACCGAACGAAGGCGGCGGAAAGCACGAUUCCGGCGAUUAUUCCACGCUGGACACGUCCCACUACGAACUUGUCUGCGUGUCGGAUAACAAGAUAGAGCCGGUGUAUAUGGAGGUGAAUCAAUUGUCCGAGAAGGAGGACGAGGACGGCGGUAAAGCAUCCUCGAUGAAAAAGAGCAACGUCAGCGAGAAUUCGCCGCAUUCCAGGGGCGAUUUGCCCGACAUCUUGACAGCGCUCAAAUCGGACAGUUCGGACGCCGAUGACGAGUCGUCCAAGGAUCUAGACUCCAUAGACGCACCACGGCAUCCGCGAUUUAGUCUCUCCGACACCUUCCGACCGGCUUCUUACUAUCUGGGAGCUAGCCGCAACUUGAUCGCGGAAUUACACGACUCGUCGGACAGUGAGCUCGUGUCGCCGCCGCCGAUACCGACCUCUCCACCGCCGCUGGACGAUUUGGACUCGCUGGACAUGCAGGAAUCCUUGGAAAUAAAGAAAGUCUCGCCGCAGGUGGCUACGACCAAGGAUAAUGCGUUGAGCCGCGACUCUCCAAAGUCUUGGAACAAACCUGCAGGUCAAGUGGAGACUCACAGGCCGCCGUCAAGAUUUUCCGACGCAACCAUCAGCUCCACCUUUAGAGAUAGCAGGAUAUCGUUGGAGAGCGCGUCCGGGAGCGACUCGAUCGAGCUCAGAAAUCCAGAGGAGGAAGCUCGGCACAGACAAUUGAAGAGGAGGCCGGUCAGUGACGACGUUUGCGAGGUUCUAGACAGUCUGGACGAAUUGGAAUCGUUGGGAAGUCGGUUCGACGGCGCGAGCAUCGACCUUGAUCAAUAUUUGGAGGAAUUACGGGCCAGAGAUGCGUUCAACGUGGAUCUUUACGCGAAGGAUCUGAGCUACAACAGCAUCUACGGAUUCAACGAGAACAUGCUGGUGGUUGAUAAGCUGCAGAAGACCACGUGUCAAGAUCUCUCGAGGAAGAUAAAAUUAAUGACCAGCAAUCUCGACCAGCCGUUCGAUUAUUCCGGCAAGAACAAAACUGGCUCGGCGAGCAGCUUGCCAUCCAUGAGAGUGUCCGAUCUACCGCCGACCCAUCAACACUCGCAGUCCUUUACCGGCGACGCGCAUUACGAGAACGUCGCGAGUUUCUCGCCGCUUCGCGGUUCGCCGGCGGUCCGACCCGACAGCGAGCCGCCGCGCGACAGCAUUCACAGGAUGCAGUCCACGUCCCAGAGUAUUAGCGCGCUGCCAAUCUCUCACAGCAGGGACUCUAGUUACUCGAACGCGUCGGCCGCGGCGUCCAUCUCGACGUCCAUGGCUUGCCAGAGGCCGGCGAGUGCGCAAUCCUCGAUGCACUCCCCCAUCAGCGCGUCUAUGUCCUCGGUGAAUCACGGCGGCACGCUGACGAGUAUGCUGCAUAGCGUCAACGCGUAUUCCGAGCAGAGGUUCCCGAAUCACUCGAGAUCCGCCAGCCACGAUGCGUGCGUGCGACACGUGCUGCCGAAUCAUCGAUCGACCUCCAGCCAAGAUUCGAGUCAUUAUCCCGGUCCGCUGCCGAUGCAAACCGCCAACCCCGUUCUGCAGCAAUCGUAUUUGCCGAACGCCGGUGAGCAGCGUGCCCAGAGCGAUCAAUCGGGAGCGCCCUAUUACUAUUCUGACCUCCAGGCGAGUGUCAACAGCGUGGAUAUGGAGCUGACCAAACCAAUGAUCGGUCAUACCUCGCGAUUGCCUCAGCUAAAUAAUCAAAGGGACGAUGCGGCGAUCGGCUUGAACAAGCGGAAUGAUAUCGGUCGUAUAGUGAACCCGAUCGCGCGACAAAUGCCGCGGCAGAUUCAAGUGGACGAUAUAGAUGAGGCUAGACGUAUCGCCGCGGAACUGAGGCGGACGACAUGCCAAUUGCUGGGCGACAACAAGGCCGCUCUCGUGGACAAGAGAAACUUCUACGAGGCCGACACGUUACGCCGGGUGAAGUCGACUGAUCCGCUGCCAGAUGUAUAUCUGCCCGAAGCUAGAAACUUGUAUCCCCACGGUCUUAGAGAUAAGUCCGUUAAUCCAGGCAACGUCGAUAACACGGAACCGACACACGUCACACAAGCGUCUCAUCGUCGGUCAAGAUCUCUGGAGGGAUUACUCGACGACGUCGGCUUGCAAAAUUUAGUGGAGCAGCGAAACCGAGCUAAUCGAGCGGCGGCAGCGGCAGCGGCGGCGACAGCGGCGACUCCAACGGCUUCGACCAGUCAGGUUGAGACGACGUCGCAAAACUUGCCGCCAUCCGGCGGUCAUAACACGAUGACCGACGGUAAUUUUAAUUCCGAGGAUCCCUGGGAGCAGGACAGUCUUUGGUGCGAGAGCCUGAGGAGGGUGAGUUUGCGAAACGCCAGAUCCUUGGAUAAUCUAGACAGUCCGCCGAGACCUGGAAGAUCCGGUGAUGCGAAAUCACGCGGUAGGAUCACCCGGGGAGCGACCUACGUGAACGACAGUGUCGCUUUGCGUAGGGACAACUGCGCGGAGGAAUCGUCGUGCGGCGAGCGGCCGCGAGUCAAACGUAGGACAAACAAGGAUCAUCACACGCGAGAACGGUCGAUCGAGGACGACGAGGACGUCGCUUACGAGACCCUGUCGAUGGAAGUGAUCGGCGCGGGCGGUUACGUAUGGGAUCCGCAAACCAAGACCUACCACAAGCCUACCGUCUCGGACAGAAAUCAUUUUUUAGAGGACGGCAACCUUCCCCCGGCUCGCUCGAUCCCGGACGUCCGAAUGUCCGCGACGUCGUUCGAGCUCGACCGAGAGAAGCUCCGCCAAUGGGACUUGUUGUCGAGCGCCUGCUUACUCCAGGAGCAGCAGCGCACCUCGAUGGCGGACUCGGGGCGAGGGUUGCCGGUCGUGGAACAACCUGGAGACGAGCACGAUUCACGGCUCGCCGUCGUCGCGGCGGCGGCGGCGGCGGCGACGACAACGACGAACGCGAUGACGACGACGGUGACGACGAUAACGACACCGACGACGACGACGAUAACGAUGGGCACGAUCGACAGCGAGCAAGUAGACGUUAUCGUAAAACCAGUCGAUAUCGCGGAUGUACGCGACGUCUUGCCGACGAAGAUGCCGAUCAAGAGGCAGGAACCGAGGCAGGAGCCGUGUAAACGGGCUGCAGGUGAGUGGCUCCUCAACAACGCUGGGGUGUACAGACAGUGACUAUACGUGGCCGUGUUCCAAAUCGCAGACUACCGCCACACGACCGGCCGGCCCACGUGACCACGGAUUCUAGUGCGAUAGGUGUUUAAUCCUAAAUAGUAGAAGCUAUUAUGUAAGCGGUGCUUCCACAAAUAUUCCUUCAGCGCUCUCGACUUUGCGAUAGGUUUAAUGAAAGUUUGAAGAAAAUUCAUCGCUUGUCCCGACACCUUCAUUUUCACGCUCGAAUACCUAUCUCGAUAAAUAGCCUGCGUCAAAUCGAACCAGACGAGUGCUCCACUUGUCUUCACUUUGCCAUCUAUUAUCGUUAAUGAUUGAGAAGGCGUCCGAUAACUUUGGGAUAUUUUCUAUCUUGCGAAAAUUAAUUUAUCCUUGCCGUUUAAGCAGCAAAAAGUACGCGCUUCAGAGCUCUCCUUAGAUUUUUUUUAGAUUGAAAACUAUAAUAAGCGCAGAAGUAUUGAUUUUGCUAACUGGUAAGCAUCAGUUGAAGCUCGCUCUUUAGGAUUAAACUCGACGUUUUCGCUACCAAAUGUACCUGCGCUUGCGGUGGCUCGCUCAGCGAUGCAGCCACUUCUUUGUCCUUGUUAAUUAUCGACCAGGCCGUGAUCCAGUCCACAUUUAUUCAUCGCGAGUCUCUCUUUUUUUUGCCAGACCAGUUUGUUGAAUCCUAGGAUCAGUUUGAAUAAUGCAGACGUAACUUUGAACGACGCGGAUGAAAGUUGUACGAUCGAUGCGACUUGGAACACGGCCUGGUGCGCGACUGUAAGUGUGAGUGCGUUUGCGAAACGAUUAAAAACGCGGCUUAGUCCAUCGUAGUCAUUUACCGUGAUUAUUCGCGGUGACUACAGGCAACAAUCGGAUUUUCACGAUAAAUAACGAACGAUUAAUUUAUAUAACAGCAACAAAAAUGAAGAAAUAGCAGUAAAACAUUGGCUAUUGGAAAGUUACAACGAAGCUGCGCUCGUGUAUUCGCGUGUGUGUGUAUGAGUGCAUGUGAUAAUAUUCUUAGGAUAUACGUAUACCAUUUAAGAUUUACUACAUUACCGCCGAAAAACUGGUGUAAUCCAAGACGAUUAUGUCCUCUAUUUAAUUCUCUCUUUUGUUCAUUUGACUUCAAUCAGUGCCAGUUAAUUGACUCAAACCGUAAGUAAGUAAUGACAUUAUUAUCGUUACGAUAAGAGCAACGUUUUCCGUCAGGGGCGUUAAACAAAUGUUUUCAAUUCCCUCUUCCGAUUAAUUCCAAUCGAUUAAUUCAAAUCGAUUUCAAAUUCACGCCAUUUACGCAGGAUCUCUCGUUCUCACGCGCCACGUAUUUUUUUUUUACUAUUUUAUAAUCCACGUGAGAUCGACGCUGAAUUGCGAAUUGUUUCGUGAGCCAUGUUUUUACGGUGAUAUCGACAGAACUAUCGGUAUACAGUUACGCGAUACCAUUUAAUUCAGCCGCCUAGGCAAUUUGCCAAAAUGUAUCGUCGCCGGUGUUUCAUCGUCGCGAAGCAUCACAGAAUUCGAAGUAGCUCUCUCACGAUCAAAAUGUCUCUCUCGAUCAAGUCAAAGAUUAAUGGAAUUAGCUUUAGGGAACACAAUGUAUGCCGUCGGCAACAACAUUAUUAAUUAUCUCAAAGGUUUAUUCAAUCGACUAAGAGAUUCGCUCGAGUUACUUUAAUUUAAGAUAUGUAUAUAGCUCGUUAUACAUAAAUUGUACAAAAAAGGGUAAACUGAAAAUAAAAACAAGAAACGAGAAACGAAUCUCGAAGUGGAACACCUCCGAGGUAAGUUGUCACACUUUCAGCGCGUGAGAGCCCAAAUUCGUUUCUUAUGAGGCUGGAUGUUACCGAGGGAAGGACCAAAUUGAUGGUGGUUAAGACACCUCUGACAAAUAGGUGACAUUAGUAUCACAGAUAAGAUAGAGUCUAGAAUAGAUAUACAUUUUUCUCCGUCGCGACUAAAAAUGUUCCUCGAUACGCAAUUUUAUUUCUAAAUGUGCAAUUAUUAUAUGCGAAUAAAACAUGUAAUAACACA